Brassica oleracea var. oleracea is the source of this 1956-nucleotide messenger RNA. RefSeq lists its product as uncharacterized. Gene Ontology annotation, molecular function: nucleic acid binding. The transcript is spliced from 6 exons. Bases 1 to 1956 code for a protein of 651 amino acids. NCBI's taxonomy places the organism in Eukaryota, Viridiplantae, Streptophyta, Magnoliopsida, Brassicales, Brassicaceae. The record is from RefSeq and is a predicted model, not a curated record. Gene Ontology annotation, biological process: DNA integration.
AUGGAAGCAUCCCGAAAACCAGCGUCUGACUCGCCUUACCUUGAAGACUGGAUGGCGAACAAUCAUCUCUUGGUGGGUUGGAUCAAACAAACGAUUGAUCUCAAGGUACGGUCCUCUCUUUCUACGCGAGAGAUAGCAAAGGACCUUUGGGACAUAAUUAAAAAGAGGUUUUCCCUCAAAAGUGGUGCAAGAUUGCAGCAACUUCGGAACUCGCUUGCUACUUGUAAGCAAAACGGGUCAACAGUAGACGAUUACUUUGGCCGACUGACGAAAAUAUGGGAUGGUAUUACAGAAUGCAUGAACACAAAAACAUGCACCUGCAAUAAAUGCGAAUGUGACCUCAAUACAGCGCAUGAGAAGGAGAAGGAGAUACUGCGAGUUCACGCUUUUUUAUCUGGUCUAGAUGACUCUGCUCAUGGGGUGAUUAGAUCACAGAUUUGCGCAAUCUCUCCGCUUCCAGACUUGUACAGUGUGUAUCAGACGGUGUCCCAGAAUGAAACCUUGCGUCUGAACACAACGACUGAUACUCCGGUGAUGAGCUUCACAGCUCAGACGUCUUCUAAUCGGAAAUCAGGUUCUGUUUACACAAGAGAUGUAUCGAAGCAGAACUACGGAGAAUCUACGUGCUCUCGCGGAGCACAAGGAAAUCGCGACUGGCUGAAGCAAUGCUCGCUGUGUGGAAGACCAGGGCAUGAGGCUUCAGCAUUUGGUCGUGGACGUGGCUCUACUCCCAGAGCUAACGUCACUCAAAUCAAUACAGCUGCUGUGGGAUCAAGCAGUGAGCUAACAGAGCAUGAUCGACAAGGAUUAAGUGGCCUGUCAGAUGAGCAGUGGGCUACGAUUCAGAAGCUUAUCAACACUGGGAAAUCGGCAAACAAUAUGAGUGGUAAGAAUCACGAUACACUAUGGAUUCUAGACACUGGAGCGACUGACCAUAUGUCUGGACAACUUGAUGUGCUCGAGGACAUUCGAGAAAUUACACCAGUGUCUGUGGUAUUGCCAGCAGGCGCAGAUGUCGUGACUGUGAAACAAGGAACAGUUCGAUUAACGGCUCAGUUGCUGUUAAAAGAUGACCGAGUAACGAGGAUGCUGAUUGGAGCGGGUGAACGAGAGGGAGAGGGGUUGUACCAGUUUCAAGGAAUGGAGAUCGUGAAGUCCCUACAUUCUGAACUUAGUAUUGAUUUGGUGUUAUGGCAUAAUAGGAUGGGUCAUCCGUCUCUCCAAGAGAAAGAAAUUGUUCAUGAGACAUCUUGUGUUCAUACACCUCAACAGAACGGACGUGUUGAACGCAAGCACCGACAUAUACUGAAUAUUGCACGAGCACUCAGGUUCCAGGCAAAGCUUCCUAUUGAGUAUUGGGGAGAAUGCGUACUUACAUCGGCGUACUUGAUCAAUCGGACACCUUCUGCAUUGCUAAAGAACAAGACUCCGUUUGAAUUAUUGUUCGGACAUGAACCUGGCUAUAAGAACUUGCGGGUUCUAGGAUGUCUGGCGUAUGCUCAUAAUGGUGAUCACAAAGGCAGUGGAUUGACUAAAAAAUCUGAUCGUAACUUGGUAGCUGCUCCUCCUGGAGUAGGUCAUGACAGUGAUAGUGAUGAAGAUGAUGAAUCACCACCUUCAACUAAUGAUGCGCUGUCUCCAAAUUCUACAACUACAAAUGAAAGUCAGAGUAAUGCAACGACACCUGUUCCAGUGGCAAGCACUUCUGAGCCUCAGGGUAGAGGACAUCAACAGAAAUAUACAUCUACUCGUCUUAAAGACUACGUUGUUCAGAGAAAACACUUGGACUUUGUCAUGGCUCUCUCGGCGACUAUGGAACCACGGUCGUUUAUAGAAGCCAUGAAAGAUGAGAGAUGGGGAGUUGCAGUCGACUGUGAGAUAACAUCGUUAGAGAAACAAAAUACAUGGCGACUUGAGCACUUGCCUCCGGGGAAGAAGUCACUAGGUUGCAAGUGA